AUGCCCUCCUUUGUCGCUGUCAUGGAAACGUCUGGGUCUUCAGUCACUGAGUCAACCGACAUCAUCAAACCCGACGAUCCGUUCUCGGGUCCCCUAAAGUCUAUCGCGCCCUGGAAUUACACUUUCCUCGCGUGUCUGAUGUUCAUAGUGACUUCACUCUCUCUGACAGAGAACUUUACCGUGAUGCUCGUAACCCUUCGAUACAAACAGUUGAGAAAGCCGUUGAAUUAUAUCAUCGUCAAUUUAUCUGUUGCUGACUUUCUAGUUUCACUUAUAGGAGGCACCAUAAGUUUUUUAACUAAUGCGCACGGCUACUUCUUCCUCGGCGUCUGGGCGUGUGUGCUCGAGGGAUUUGCCGUCACUUUUUUCGGGAUUGUGGCGCUGUGGUCUUUAGCAAUCCUGGCAUUCGAGCGUUUUUUUGUGAUCUGUCGGCCUCUAAAAGACGUCCGCUUGGGUGGCAAACAUGCAGCUAUGGGUCUUGUUUUUGUAUGGAUCUUCUCCUUCAUAUGGACUUUUCCGCCAGUUGUGGGCUGGAACAGUUACACGAUCAGUAAGAUUGGCACCACCUGUGAGCCUAACUGGUACUCCACUGAUUACUAUGACCACACGUAUAUCAUCACCUUUUUCACCACCUGCUUUAUCCUUCCUCUCGGUGUGAUCAUUAUCUCAUAUGGUAAACUUAUGCAGAAACUCAGAAAGGUAUCGAACACGCAUGGAAGGCUGGGUAAUGCACGUAAACCUGACCGCGAGGUGGCACGGAUGGUCAUUGUGAUGAUAAUAGCAUUCAUGGUUGGAUGGACUCCUUAUGCUGCGUUCUCAAUUAUUGUCACCGCUUGUCCCACAAUCCACAUUGAUCCUCGCCUGGGCUCUGUUCCGGCCUUCUUCUCCAAGACAGCAGCUGUAUAUAAUCCCAUCAUCUAUGUGUUCAUGAACAAACAGUUCAGGAAGUGUCUGAUCCAGAUGUUCAAGGGCAAUGACAUCAGUUUGGACUCAACCAAUAUAAAUCAGACAUCUGACAAAGGGGCCAUCACUGCAACAGUUGACAGUCACCUCGUGGAGAUGUCCACCAUUGCUGCCCGCAUUCCCAUUUCCAUGUGCAACGUGGAAAAAAGUGAGGAGGAUGAGGAAGAGGAGGAGUCAGACCAGAGUGGGAAAGAAGGUCCAAAGCAGCAAUUUGUAUCUGAUAGCCGAGUCUGUUCUUUGUAA
This is a messenger RNA of Triplophysa dalaica, 1206 nucleotides long. RefSeq names its product vertebrate ancient long opsin b (gene valopb). Gene Ontology annotation, molecular function: G protein-coupled receptor activity. The record is from RefSeq and is a predicted model, not a curated record. Gene Ontology annotation, cellular component: membrane; photoreceptor outer segment. NCBI's taxonomy places the organism in Eukaryota, Metazoa, Chordata, Actinopteri, Cypriniformes, Nemacheilidae. Gene Ontology annotation, biological process: visual perception; G protein-coupled receptor signaling pathway.